Molecule: messenger RNA, 312 nt
Organism: Penicillium coprophilum
Lineage: Eukaryota; Fungi; Ascomycota; Eurotiomycetes; Eurotiales; Aspergillaceae
Exons: 2
Coding region: 1-312 (103 amino acids)
Source: RefSeq, a predicted model, not a curated record
AUGGAUGCGGCUAGCUUCGGUGACUCCAAAGAGGUCUUACCUGUCGCUUCAGAACUAGGCGGUAAUGCGAUGAUCGGUGUGCGUGGAGUGACUUAUGCUUCCCUGGAAAGGACUGGGUGGAAUGUCUACCUUGCCGGUAACUUUGGGAAAAAGGAUCGGGGCAAUAUGGUGCAAGACGAACUGGUGACACGAUAUCUGGGAGAGGUUUGGCAGUGUCUCGAAGAACUGAGCCACGACGCGCCUCUAAUAAUCGUCCAUUGUAACAGCCUGUCCGUUCUAGACAUGGACAUUACCCAAUCUGCCUACACGUGA